Molecule: messenger RNA, 1227 nt
Organism: Phycomyces blakesleeanus NRRL 1555(-)
Lineage: Eukaryota; Fungi; Mucoromycota; Mucoromycetes; Mucorales; Phycomycetaceae
Exons: 3
Biological process (GO): triglyceride biosynthetic process
Cellular component (GO): endoplasmic reticulum membrane
Molecular function (GO): diacylglycerol O-acyltransferase activity
Source: RefSeq, a predicted model, not a curated record
GUGCUUGUGCUGGGUGCAAGCAACAUUCGACUGGUCAUUGAGAAUUGGAUGAAGUAUGGUUUGCUCAUUCGCCUACCCCACAGUUAUGUUCCACUCGAAGAUUACGGUUACUUUCUCUUGGCUUGGUUGAGUGUCCCAAUGAGUCUGGCCAUCUCUCUCCUGGUUGAGUACAGUAUGGCCAAAUUGGCUACCAAGGCAAGGGAAACAAAGGAAACCCGCCCCGAGUUUGUCAAAAAGCUGGCAACCCUUGAACGAGUAGCACUAGCCACACAUGUUACACAUCUGGUCUUUCUUUUGAUGUUCACCUCCUUUAUCGUCUACACAAGAAUAUAUCAUCCCAUGGCCGGUUCUUCAGCUCUCUUUAUUAGUCUGAUCACAUUUCUCAAGCUGUCUUCAUAUGCUUUGGUCAAUCAAGAAUUGCGUGAGGCCUAUGUGGAAGGAAAGCCAGACGAGUUUUACGAUACCGAUGCGGCUUAUCCAAAGAACAUCUCUUCAAGAAACCUUUUGUAUUUCUUCUUUGCUCCCACGCUUUGCUAUCAGCCAUCUUACCCACGCACUCCAGCAUUCAGAACAACUUUUUUUUUGAAACGGGUCGGUGAAUUGGUAGUCUGUCUUGUGAUGAUGUAUGUCCUGGCCGAGCAGUACGCAAAACCAACGUUGGCCAAUUCGCUCCAGGCCCUCGAGGAGCGCAACCUGGUUACGAUUAUCGAACGUGUUCUCAAAUUGUCCACGACAGCUGUUGUGAUCUGGCUCCUGAUGUUCUACGCCCUAUUCCACGCCUUUCUCAAUGCACUCAGUGAAGUGCUGCGGUUUGGUGAUCGCACAUUCUAUCUGGCCUGGUGGAACUCGGGUAAUCUGGCGACCUACUGGAGAUUGUGGAAUCGACCUGUCUAUCUGUUCUUCAAGCGUCACUUUUACAUUCCCAUGGUCCGCCGUGGUCUUCCACCAAGCGUCUGCCAAUUGCUGGUCUUUUUGGUCUCGGCAAUCUUACAUGAGUUUCUGGUCGGUGUACCGACACACUCUAUCAAUGGAUAUGCGUUUCUCGGAAUGUUGGGGCAGAUUCCUCUUAUCUCGUUCACACGUCUUCUUGAGAAGUGGCGCGGCAAGAAUAGUGCCUUGGGUAACACGGUGUUCUGGAUCACAUUUUGUGUUGUUGGACAACCUACAAUUGCACUGUUGUAUUAUUACCAGUGGACUGCAAAUCACAAGCAAGUGGCCCCUCAGUAA